Molecule: messenger RNA, 1110 nt
Organism: Hippocampus zosterae (dwarf seahorse)
Lineage: Eukaryota; Metazoa; Chordata; Actinopteri; Syngnathiformes; Syngnathidae
Gene: tma16
Product: translation machinery associated 16 homolog
Exons: 7
Coding region: 136-762 (208 amino acids)
Cellular component (GO): nucleus
Source: RefSeq, a predicted model, not a curated record
AACCAAUGACUCCUACUUUUCUUUCACCAGAACUUUUUUUUCUGGAGUGAAAUUGACUGUUUCCGCUUCCGGCCCAGCUGUCAACAAACCAACCACGAGUUUUCACGGCGGAGCUAAUACAUCUCUGUUUCUAUAAUGCCAAAGACACAGAAAAAAGGGAAAGUCCCGGAGAAGGUCGUGCAUCCGUACAGUCGGAAAGCAGCCUACAUGGCCCGCGAGGAAAUACGACUCAAAAAGAAAGAACGACAAAAAGUUGAAAAAGCUGCACGUCUGAACAAUAUUGGUGAGAAGCUGUUAUGGUUUCAGGGCCAGUUGGACCCAGAAAAGACCACGUUUACAAUGAAGGAUGCUUGUGACAUCAUCGAAAGGUACCUGCAGCGGUUCGAUGGCGAACUGGAGCAGAUCGAGCUGGUGAACGGCAUCAAGGGGCGUCAGGGGCGCAUUCACGGCGCCAGGGAGGACUUCAUCAAGCAGACCGUUGAGCGCGAGCGGGCGCUGUACCACGGCGCCGGCUUCGAGAUUCCAGACUUUAUCAACACCAAACAUCUGAAAACAUUCAGGGAAUGGACGGGAGAUCUGAAGAAACUUCCGAACAUUCAACUCAGGAAGGUUUCCCACACAGCCUUGGAAGUCAAGGACAAAAAAGAGCAGACGCACAACCAAGACGAAGAAGAAGAAGUAGAAGAAGAAUUGGAUGAUAAUGAAAGUGAUGACAACGAUGACGAGUUGGACAAAAGCGCUCUGAUGUCAGACUCCAGCUAAGACAUUUCGGUUUCCUUUCAUGAGCCUUUUUAACCACAAACAACUUAAUGAUGACGAGUUGGACAAAAGCGCUCUGAUGUCAGACUCCAGCUAAGACAUUUCGGUUUCCUUUCAUGAGCCUUUUUAACCACAAACAACUUUCUACAGUUUUGUUUAUUGCACAGGCUAAGAGUCAGAAUGUGUUUUUAUCCAAUCAAAAAGAGGGGAAAAAAUGGCAUCGUUCUGGUUUUGCCAACUUUUUGUGUCGACUCUGGUAGAAAAAUGAACAAAGUCACUACGACAUUGUUUCUCGACGUAUCGCCAAGGUGAAAGACUGCAAUCUGACCUUUGAAACCCCCACCCCCCAAA